GGUUGAUUUAAUGUUACUCUUUCUACUGCCUCCAUAUGAUAUGAUCCCCAGAACUGCCAGGCCUGUAUGUUUCUGUGAAAUAAGCUUAGGCCUUAUUGUGAAAGUGGAGGAGCUAUCUGUGCACGAGGAUGCUCUGAAAAGGGGGGCCCUUCUGUCUGGAUUUAAGGCAUAAAAGCGGGAAAAACAUCGAAGGCAACCAUGUCGAAAGUUGUCAGUAACAAGGAGAAGAAAUCCUUCAGUAAAAAACUCUUCCGGAGGAGCUCUGUCCGCUCCGUGGGGAGCUUUAUGAACAGAGUUCUCCGGACUCUGUCGACUCUGUCUCAUUUCGGCACCGACGAGCAGGCCGCCGAGGACGACAAGGACGAAGCGGGUUCGAUUCCCAACACCACCGGGGGGUCGGUACCGUCAGACGACAGCGACUGUGGGGGUUUCCCGUUUGGCGAUAAGGUGCCAGGUGUCGCCGGGCUCAAAAACCACGGUAACACCUGCUUCAUGAACGCUAUCCUGCAGUGCCUGAGCAACACGGAGCUGUUCGCGGAGUACCUGGCUCUGGAGCAGUUCAAAGGGGCAGAGACCACCACCACCACUACCACCACCAGCAGCAGCAGCGAUAAACCCAAGUCUAACGGGGUGCUGGUGCAGAAGAAAGGCAGCCAGCAGCAGCAGGACUCCGGGGAGGUGACCGAGCAGCUGUCCGGGCUGGUCCGGGCUCUGUGGACCUUUGAGUACACACCUCAGCACAGUAGAGACUUCAAGAACGUGGUGUCUAAGAGCGCCCUGCAGUUCAAGGGGAACUCCCAGCAUGAUGCUCAGGAGUUCCUGCUCUGGUUAUUGGAUAGAGUUCAUGAAGACCUCAACCACAUGGUCCACCCUGACAGCAGACCCCCGAGGAAGCCUCCAGUAGAAGAAGAAAAUCCCCCUGAAGGAUCUCCAGUACCAGCACCUGGCUCUUUUGUACAGGAACUGUUUCAGGCACAAUACAGGUCCUCGCUGACCUGCCCUCACUGCCAGAAACAGAGCAACACCUUUGAUCCUUUCCUCUGCAUCUCACUGCCAAUCCCGGUACCUCACACACGGCCGCUGUAUGUGACAGUGGUGUACCAAGGAAAGUGCUCCCACUGUAUGAGAGUCGGAGUGGCCGUGCCUCUCUCUGGCACCGUGUCCAGGCUAAGACAAGCUGUGGCUCAAGAGACUAAAAUCCCUGCCCAACAGAUUGUCCUCACUGAAAUGUACUUUGAUGGCUUUCACCGCUCCUUCUGUGAUGACGACGAAGACCUUGAGAUCAUUCAGGAGAGCGACUCCAUCUUUGCCUUUGAGACACCGGAGCUAUUUAGACCGGAUCAGAUCCGCUCCAAGCGAGGGAGCCCACAUGCGAACCUUAACCAGAACAACCUGAAGUAUGGCACAGAUAACAACAGGAUAUCCACACAAAUACAAGAACCAACAACCCCACCUCAAAGUCCCAAUAAGAACAGCGGGCAGGCCGAGAAGAUCGUCCUGCUGGUGUGUAACCGAGCGUGUGCUGGGCAGCAGGGACGCAGGUUUGGUAAUCCGUUCAUUCUAUAUUUGGAGCGAACGGUGACAUGGGAUGUACUUCAGAAAGAGAUCUUGGAGAAAAUGCGACAUCUACUGCGCCCUGGAGUCUUUGUUCAGGUGGGGCCCUUCACUCUGCGUGUGGUAGGAGUGGUUGGAAUCACAUAUCUCUUACCUCAGGAGGAGCAGCCACUCUGCCAUCCCUCAGUGGAGAGGGCAUUCAAGUCUUGUGGUCCUGGAGGUCCACCUCAUGUCAAAAUUGUUGUUGAGUGGGACAAGGAGACUAAAGACUAUCUGUUCAAAAGAACCGAAGAUGAAUACAUCCCUGACGCUGAAAGUGUGCGGCAGGUGAAGGAGCAGCACCAGCAGCCUCAGACCUGCUCGCUCGCCCAGUGCUUUCAGCUCUACACCAAAGAGGAACAGCUGGCUCCUGAUGAUGCAUGGCGAUGUCCACACUGUAAGCAGCUUCAGCAGGGCAGCAUCAAGCUGAGUCUGUGGACCCUGCCAGAUAUCCUCAUACUCCACCUGAAGCGCUUCAGACAGGACGGGGAUCGGCGAAUGAAGAUGCAGAACAUGGUGAAGUUCCCACUCACAGGCAUGGACAUGGCACCCCAUAUGGUGAAAAGGAGCCAGAGCAGCUGGAGCCUCCCCUCCCACUGGUCACCAUGGAGACGGCCUUAUGGGAUGGGCCGUGACCCUGAGGACUAUCUUUACGACUUGUACGCAGUGUGUAACCAUCAUGGGACCAUGCAGGGGGGACAUUACACAGCUCACUGUAAGAACUCCAUUGAUGGACAGUGGUACUGCUUUGAUGACAGCGAUGUACAGCCCAUAUCUGAGGAUGAGGUCUGCCAGCACACUGGUUACAUCCUGUUCUAUCAAAGACGUGCUACAAUCCCUUCAUGGUCUGCCAACAGUUCUGUGGGAGGAUCUACCAGCUCCUCUCUGUGUGAGCACUGGAUCAGUCGUCUCAUGGGAAGCCGUCCACCGAGCCAAGCUUCGUCUGGCUCCUCAAGACGGACCUCUCUGGCCUCCCUUUCAGAGUCGGCUGAGUUUGCUGGUGAACGGAGUGAGGAUGAUGGGUUGUCAAGCCGGCAGGCAGUAAGAGGCAUGCAAAGACAAACAUUCACCUCAAGAUCUUCCAUCGCCAGCCCUCUUGUGCUCAGUGAAAAUGGCACCAAACCAUCUUGGCCACACUCUGCUAAGCUCCAACUCCGUUCAAACUCUCCCUCUCGUUUCUCCCUGGAGUCCCACUCCUCCUCCCCGACCCUGGAGAUGAUAGGAGAGGUGGUUGAUAAUUUCCCUGGGUCGCCUAAACCAGACAAACUGUCCGGGGGUCGAACAGCUCUCUCAGCUUUUGAUAGUAAUCUCGGCAGCAGGAGGCUGAUAGAGCAGGUUCACUCUAAGGCUGUGGCUCAGGCAGAGCUCAGGAGCUCCAUCCAGGCUGGGGAGAGCAACAACAUAGCCACAGCUGCUGAACAAAUAAGUCCUCGACAUGGGGCAGCAGUGAAGGAUCAAAAACUAAGAAAUGGCUUGGCAGAUAGCGCUGGUGUUAAGAGGAGCUCAGCCAAGUUAGAGAGCGAAAGGAGUCCUAAGAAACGUCCUGCCAACUCCUCUACGUCCUCCAGCUCUCUUUCCCCUGCAUCCCCAGCUGUUGACAAGCUACCAUCUCGAAUGCAGACCAAAAGUACAGCGUCAGUGUCCAGCCCUAAGGACAAAAACGACAGUGGUACAAGAACUAGCAAGGCUAGCUCCUCAAGAACGGCAACUCCUUCCAAGAAAGUCCCCUCCCAAACCCCUGAGGUGUUGCAUCCUGACUCUGCUCAGCAGAGAAAGAGCGGCUCCCCAGGAUCACACCCUCCGAGGAGAGCGUCACCCAGAGUAGGAGGCGAGAAAAGCUCAGCCUCAGGAAGGACUAAAGCAGCAGCAGACCGGAGCACUAGUCGAGAUUCCUCAAGGACUAAUGCGGCGCCAGAGAAGAAGGCUAACGCUGGAGGUCCUCCCUCCAGGUCAAGUGCUGCGAGCAGAGCAGAGAGCAGGCCGGGUCGCGCUGCCGAGAACAGACCGCCUGGCCGAAGCUCGAGCAGCAGCUCCUCUAUGACAAGUCUCAGAUCAUCCAGCGUGGGUGUUUCCUCUGCGAGUGCAGCCCCGCCUUCAAGGGGCCCUCGAAGGAACAGUAAGACAGAGGAGAAAGGUUUAUCUUUCUUUAAAAGUGCUCUGCGGCAAAAAGAGACUCGUAAGUCAUCUGAUGGAGGGAAAUCAGGGACAGGGGAAGCUAAAGGAAGUCCAGAGGAGGGGGGAGGGGAUGCAGCAAGAGAAGGAGCCCAACAUGGAGCGGGUAAGAAAGCCCAGAACAUCACCUCAGAGGCUAAUGCAACCUCAGCCAAAGACAAAGAGUCCUCGAAGGCAUCCGCUACAGCUAAACACUCGCUGCUGCCCUCCACAAAGUCCAAGCUCUCUGGAGCUGAAACAACCUCCCAGCAGUCCUCUGCCAACGCUAAAGAACCUUCGAAGAAAGAGCCUGCGAAAAAGACAAUGCAGUCGAGGAAGAUACCUAUCAGCUCUACACAAACUAGCCAGAAGGCCAAGUGACAUUUAAAGGCCUGACAACACUUUCUCUAAGUGCAGCUCUGAGGUGUUUUAACCAUCAAGGCAGACAUCUUUAAAGCACCUGUAGCUUUUCAGUGCUCACUGAAAACCAGCUGCCAUACUGGACGCCUGAUGUCCUCAUUGUUACAUAGCUAUUUAGGAAUGGGUUUUAACUAAGCACUUUGUAUGGAUUGCAUUGAUUUUGAGGAAUAUUAUACUGUAUUGUAAAUACGCAUGGACUGCACAUGUAUCAAAUUAUUGCCUUGUUCUGUCUGUAGCAUAGAGCAGAGAGGUACACCUCAGCAGGAGGUGGGAUAUAAAGUGACUUUGCACAAAGAUGGAAAGCAAAAUACAUGAAACAGACUACUCAGUCACCAAAGGAAGUUUACUGGCAAUUUUUAACAUGCUGAUGCAGUUAAAUUAUUUCCCAAAAAUCUUUAUGUACUGCUCUCCUUCAAUAUAGAGAGCCAUAUGUCGACCACAAACAUCAGUGCCUCAGAUAAUCAAAGAAGUAUUUAAUCUAAAUUGUAUAACUGCAGGUGUUGGUAAAUUUAUAACUGGAUUUUAAUAUUUAUUAAGCACCGGAAAUGUUGUUUCAAGUAAACCACAAUUAAGCCUAUUUAACCUGAACUGCUGUUUACAUAUGCUCCUUGAUGUAGUAAUUGUUCAACAGCCUUUAUGAAGUAUUUUUGUGCAGAGGAAUUGAAGAUUGUCAUUGAGAGGUUUUUGGGAGAAGAGGCAGGAAUGACGCAUGUGUCAUUGGUGUUAAAUGUCUGGAGACCUUUGUUUGUAAUGGUCCUUUUAAAUGUUUGUGUUUUUAUUUACCUGUUACCCCUCAGACAAACCUAAUCCCACCCUGUCACCACCUCUGAUCGUCCUCACGAGGAGUGAUCAGCCUCUUCUUCAGACUGCCAGACAUCUCCAAACAUUCCUCUCAGAUGAACACAGGGUCAAAAAAGCCACUCUACACACUUACGACACAUUCAAAGACAGCUGGGAUGCCUUUGUUUUAAAUCAUAUAUGUACAUAGAGCAUUACAGUAUGUUUGAGUCAGCCCAUCACUACGGCUUGUGCACACCUUCAGCUUGCAUUUCAGAGUAGACCGACACUGAACGCACUGACUCGACCGAAAUCACCGUCCAUGACGUAUAAGAAAGAUGUUGCAUGAAAAAAUUUUUUUGCUUAUGCAUGCACUUAACUAUGCAAGCAGACUCUUGCUAAUGCCCACACUGAGUAUGUAGACGUGCUACUCUUGGAUGUGUAUAUAUUUCUAGAACUGUAUAUUUUUCCAAAAUGCCAGCAUCAGAGAGCAUGUUAAGGCAUCCUUUAUUGAAGCUUUGUUUGCACAUUUCUUCAAAGUAAUACAUACAUUUUGUAUGAAUGAUAAGUAUUGCUCAUUCACCCUCAAAGUAAAUCAACUCACUUGCAAAUUGAUGGUUUCUGUAUUUAUUUGUCUCACAUUAUUUGCACAAUUUCCAACCUUUAUAAACUUCUAAAAGGACAUUUUUUUAUUGCCACACCAACAAAUCAUAACUGCAGUUUACAUGUUGAGUAAUAAUGUUUAUUUUUCAUCUUUAAUAGGUUGAAAUCUUAAAUGAAAACCUGAAAGCCAUGUGAGGAACUUUUGGUUGGUGUUGAUUUCAGCGCCCCCUGUGGACAAAGUGGUAUUUCUAUCCCUACCAAUUUGUUGCUCUGUACAUGUUCCAGUUGUGUUUUUUUUUUUUUUUUUACUGU
Molecule: messenger RNA, 5856 nt
Organism: Cheilinus undulatus (humphead wrasse)
Lineage: Eukaryota; Metazoa; Chordata; Actinopteri; Labriformes; Labridae
Product: ubiquitin carboxyl-terminal hydrolase 31-like
Exons: 16
Coding region: 199-4125 (1308 amino acids)
Biological process (GO): protein deubiquitination
Molecular function (GO): cysteine-type deubiquitinase activity
Source: RefSeq, a predicted model, not a curated record